Molecule: messenger RNA, 834 nt
Organism: Dentiscutata erythropus
Lineage: Eukaryota; Fungi; Glomeromycota; Glomeromycetes; Diversisporales; Gigasporaceae
Source: the annotation of a GenBank genome assembly
CUUUUGGGAGAGUGUGGAAAAACCUUCGCUUAUAAAAUUUUUAGAAUUUCGUUUACGCGAAGGCAAUUUAGGUGAUUCGAAAACGGAGCACCGCCGUUACAGUGAAGAACCAGAUACUAUCACAGAAUACUUAUCUGAUUCACCUCCGUCAUCAACUACCCUGUCAAAUGCUGUUUGGCAGUGGGAAAGAACCGCGUUUCUGUUGGUGAGCAUAAUGUUAGUUGGUGAACAUUAUGUUAGUGGGCUAGUGACAACAACUCACAAACUACCUUUUCUUACUUGUUCUACAGAUAAUUUUGUCAUUGUAAAUGUCGGCACGUCCAAUGUUAUUAAUAUUAUUAGAAUGAUAAAAAUUCCAAAAAGUAAAAGAUUUCUGGAAAUUGCACGAAGUUAUUCAAAGCGAGAACGUCUACGACAAAAGGACAAACUAGAUGAUCUGAAAGAUCAAAUCAGUGUUGAACAGCACUUGUUGGGCGAGACGAAUGCCGGAUCAAAAACCGGACAAAUACGAAAUCGUGUGAAACAUGAACCUGAUUCUGAUGAUCAGGAGGAAAAAUAUCAGCAAAGUUCACAACAGAAGAGGAAAUGUACCGAACCAGUUGUGGACGCUGAAAAUAAUCCGUUUUUAGGAUCUAAGAAUAAUUUAGACGGAGGGAAUGAAUCUGUUUUGUCUCUUUCGGAUACUGAAAUUGUGCUCAAUUUCCCAGCAAUAAUAAAUGAUGUCAUAGGACUAGAAUUGGGACCAUUGCCUCAAAAGAGUCCAGAUAAAGGCCUUUUUUGUGGAAAGCCAUACACAGCAGACAUUGUAUAUUUUCAAUUUUUUCAUUUACUAAG